Messenger RNA from Stegodyphus dumicola, 1057 nucleotides. Its product is annotated as phosphatidylinositol-3,5-bisphosphate 3-phosphatase MTMR14-like. Gene Ontology annotation, biological process: dephosphorylation. NCBI's taxonomy places the organism in Eukaryota, Metazoa, Arthropoda, Arachnida, Araneae, Eresidae. Gene Ontology annotation, molecular function: phosphatidylinositol-3-phosphate phosphatase activity. The record is from RefSeq and is a predicted model, not a curated record.
AACAUAAAAUUCAUUUCUCAGAUGCGGAAAGACAUAGCUCUCUUACAACAGUUGGACGUGCAGUACAUUUGUGACUUGAGAUUAAGAGAUCCAAGCAAAGAUAUUCCUCAAUUCUCUCAUUCUAAUAGUGCUUACAAGCAAAAUUAUGAAGUCUUCAAAACUGCACACUUGCCUUAUCCAGCUAUCACUUUUUUCAGCAACUACCAUAUAGCAAGAAACCCUCUAAUAAUGUUCGACUGGAAUUUGGUAUCUCCACGCUUUGAAGUGGCAUUGCCUGACAUAGACUAUAUGACACUUUAUCAAGUAGACUUUACAAAGUACCAGGAAUGGCAUCUAGUGGACUUAACUCUAAAUUAUCUCCUGGUUCUACAGACUUAUGUUACUUCCGAUUCUCUCCCAAAACGAGGAGGGGUCCUUCUACACUGCGUUGCUGGUCAGGAUCGGACGCCAGUUUUCUUGACACUUUUACGGUUGUCACUUUGGGCCGAUGGUUUGAUCCACGAGUUCUUGACCCCAAAAGAGAUACUUUUUUUUACAAUUGCCUAUGACUGGUAUUUAUUCGGGCACGAUUUGGAGGAAAGCCUAGACCGCAAUUGGGAGAUAAUGCAUUUCUGCUAUUCCAUUCUUGAUUACGUUGCAGCUGACAGAUUUUCAGUGAGGAAAUCUGAGGAAAAUGGAGGAAUAGCAUGCCGUCUGAAUCUUGAUCCUCCAGAAGAGACUGACCGCAAGGAAAAGCUUUUUGAAGUAAUGGAACUGUUUAUGAGGUUUUACCCCCUGAUUGAGCGACCAAGAGAUCAUAAGCGUCCUCCUCCAUCUCAGCCCUCUACGGAAAGGCCAUUGAGUUGAUUCGGAAAUUAACUAGCUGAUGCUGUAAUUGAGAGCUGAGCUACUAAUUUAAUGGAAGUUUUGGAUAAUUCAAAAUUCUUUUUUCAUCCUUUUUACGUUACCAAUAUAUUAAUAUGUUGCAUUUUUUAACUGUAUUUUGGCUGAAUUUCUUGUUGAUGUUUUGAUUACCUACCUUAUAUUUAAUAAAAUACUGAGAUUCAGUUAACAUGCA